AUGGAAUAACAAUUAACUGAUCAAUUGAAAAAUAUAAGCGGCACUGUUAGAUUAGCUUAGACUAAUGAUACCAAUGGUAUCCUCUCCUUUGAUUUUUAAGUGCCUAAAAUUUAAUUCAAAGAGCAAUAAGAAGUUAGAGUGAAAAAUAGUUAACUUAUAGUUGUCCUAGAUGCCAGUUUAAAUGUCGAGCGAACUCAAUUUUAGGUGAUUAAAGAUAAGCUAAAGGUAUUCUUGAAAUUUUACCAGAAAGAAAAUCCAGAUAAGCCCAAUCCUCAUAUACUUAUCUGCAAUGAAUAAAUGAUAAUUGUAAGAGACCAGUAUGAAGCUGCAUUAGAUAAAGUAUUGUUAAAAAAUAAUUUAGAUAUUCUCAAUCCUCUGAAAUACAUCUAAGAGGAAUCUAAUAAAUCAGUGAAUAGUGAACUAAACCUAAUGUUUAUCUUAUAAUCCUUGAACUAUUUAGAUGAUAAAGCAGAAGAUUUAAUAGAGAAAAUUUCAAUGAGUAUUAAAAAUAACUUCAAGUAUUGCUGUGUUUAGCUUUUAAUUAUUUCAGAUGAUUGCUCAGAUAAAUGUGGUUUAGAUAUACUGCAUAUGGGCACAGUUCAAGGCAAAUUUUUAGUUGUCCCAAAUAUAAUUUCUAAGUUAUACCAUGAUGACAUUAUAUACAAAGAUUUGUUUGAAGAAAAAUUAUACAAAUUUAUGUCAGAAUCCUUUUAUCAUACAAGAAUAAAGAAUAACGCUAAGAGAAACUUAGCAAAUGAUAUAUUACUCUCUGAGAACUGGAUUGAACUUCAAAUAUUGUAGAACGAAUUAAAAAUAAGAAGAGAAAGCGCAAAAUAGAAAUAUUAGUAAUUCAUUGAUUUAAUUACUUAGCAAAUGAAAGCAAGUAAUUAAUAGCUGCAUAUUGAAGAAGUGUAUAAAACAAACGAUGCACAAGAGAGUAUUAUAUCAGUGAAUCUCGUGAGUCUAUAUAGAAAUUUUAUGACAGAGCUUAAAUAAGCAUAAGUAAACAAUUCUGGAAAUGAGGAACAAAAAGAGGAGGACAAACAAAUACCUCGAUAGGAUGUUGAAGAACUUUAAGAAGAUAUUUAAGUAAUGAGGUAAAAAGAAUUAGAAAAUGCAGAGGUUAUCAAUAAAAAAGAUCAACUUAUUUUAGAAUUUAAGAAAUAAUUGGAGGAUUUGUAAAUAAGAUUGAGAGAAUUGCAAAAAAGAGAAUUAGAGGAUCAAAUCCUACCAAGCAUACUCUAAUAAUUAGAUAGAUAACCUAGAUAGAGAUAGGAUUAAAUAAAAUAGCAAUAAUCUGUAAUGAAAGUAGCUAAGAUUGCCUAAUAACAGAAAGCCUAUAAAAAAGAUAACUAUACUGAUAUCGAUCUAGAAAGUUAAAAUAGUGAUAGGGAUUUUAAAAUGCCUAAAGUAAAUCCUAAACUAGAUCUGGUAAAUGGAAAGUACGGAAAAAAAGAUAUUUAUAAGAAAACUCCCUAAGAUGAGUUUGUAACUGAUGAUUAUGAUGUAACAAGAAUCUUGUAACCCAGAUUAGCCAACAUUGUUUCAUCAUAGAAAGAAUAGCUUUCAAGGUAUAUUUGCAGAAACAAAAAGCAAUCCUAGAUAGUUAAGGAUUGUGUAAAAGAGUUUAAAAUGAUCAAUUAAGAAAGUGAAAAACUCAUUAAAAAAGAGACUUGGCAAGCUAAUAUAAUAAAUGGUCAGUAUAGAGGAUUAUUGUCUAUAUUUACCUUCACAAAUAAAUGA
Stylonychia lemnae is the source of this 1743-nucleotide messenger RNA. Lineage: Eukaryota; Ciliophora; Spirotrichea; Sporadotrichida; Oxytrichidae. The record is from the annotation of a GenBank genome assembly.